AUGAUUGUCACGAGGCAAUACGAGACAGAACAUAGCCGUUGGCCAUUCAGCAGAUACGAACCAUCUCGCAACCCGACGAGCCCUCGCAUGUCGAACCAUUACAAUGUUAAUGUCGAGCUGCCGGCACCUUCGACUUGGCAAGGAUACAGCUCAAGUACUUCCCGUGACAACAGUGGACUUGUUCAAGCUUACGCUUCACGAAAUGAAGGUUCACAACCUUCUCAGAUGCGCCAGCCAACAGAAGAUAGAGGUAAUGCUCUUGGAAUCCACAUGAGGUCUGGAACAGCACAGGGAUAUACGUCCCAUCUCCAGACGGCUGAUCAGGGUGGAAUCCCCUUGUCGGUACCAAGGCUUUCGAACCUCCAGAACGACAGCUAUGGGACGAAACCCAACACUUCAGGACGGGAGAAUGCCCUUUUCUCACAGUUACGGAACCCUCCCCAAGCAGCCACGACCACCAGCACCUUCGUGCCACCGAACCGUCAAGCAUCUGAAAUCUCAUCCAGUCAGUCUAGUCAAGCUGGUAGACUGACCUCUCCACAAGACGAGGAGGAGGAUGACCUUGACGAAGAAGAUAUGGUUGAUGGCGAAGGAGAUAAUUCUUCUCUAACACCAGCCGAGCGGGCGGCGGCUCGACGCAAAAUGAAGCGCUUCAGACUUACCCACCAGCAAACUCGGUUUCUCAUGAGCGAGUUUGCCAAGCAGCCUCACCCCGAUGCGGCACAUCGUGAGCGGCUCUCCAGGGAAAUCCCAGGGCUCAGCUCACGCCAGGUCCAAGUUUGGUUCCAGAACCGACGUGCCAAGAUCAAGCGACUUAACGUUGACGAUCGCGAUCGUAUGAUAAAGAUGAGAGCAGUCCCCGAAGGAUUCGACAACAUUCAAGCACUCCAUUCUCCGUACGGUGCAGUCCAUGGCAUGAACACACCCGUACCCUCGCCCGGACAGUUCAGCACUCAUUCAUAUGCCCAGCACAUGAUGAGGCCUCUGAUUGUCGAUGGACGAAGAAACGAGACGAAUGAGCAUACUUCGUCAACCAGCAUGGUUGCAGGAUUCGCCGGGAUGGGAUACAGCCCUGCUGGUAGUAUGGCCAGCUCCAGCCUUGCAUCGCCACUUUCCCCAGCACACAGUGAUCGAUACCCCUACGCUGGCCAUUUCUCAACCCCUCUCGCAGGAAGCCCAAGAACAUCACAUCCGUUCGGACAGCAACAUGGACUUGGGACGCCUAUUGAGAUGCAUCGAUCGAGCCCUCAUCCUAUCCCGCCUCUACUGCUUCGCGACUCCCUGUCAAGAGCCAGAUCGGAGUCAUUGCAGUCACCACUACGCCCCAACAUGUCGUGGAAGGGCGAUGUAGUCGACUAUUCGUACCGGGUCGCGAACAGCACUAGCCCGAGUCUAUCUGACAGUCACCCGCCUUUGUAUCAGCCCGUACCUAUGAAUCAUCACUCCGGUGGUGUCAGUGGUAUUCGUGGUUAUGAAACAAACCCUCUCCCCGCGGCUAGGACCCCUUAG
Molecule: messenger RNA, 1509 nt
Organism: Fusarium sp. VM40
Lineage: Eukaryota; Fungi; Ascomycota; Sordariomycetes; Hypocreales; Nectriaceae
Source: the annotation of a GenBank genome assembly